AUGAUUACCAAGAUUCAAGAUCCAUCUUACUUAAAUCAGGUUGCCCAAACCUAUAAAGGUGUUUUGAAUAUUGUCAACAAGCUUAAACCGCAGUCGGGAGCUUGGGUUUCUAAAUCUGGCGGAGCUCUUCACGGCGGUGCUAAAGAUUUGUCCCCAACCUUUGCUGAUGGAUUUUGGUAUCUUGAUCAAUUGGGAAUGGCUUCAACCUACAAUCACAAGGUCUUCUGCAGGCAAACUCUAAUCGGUGGAAAUUAUGCUUUACUUAAUACUACAACAUCUAUUCCCAAUCCAGACACUACGGGUCCGUAUCUUCACACGUAUAGUUGCACUUCUAUGGAACCGACUUAUGGAAGUCUUGUACUUGCCGUAACUCAAGAGUCUAACCCAAAUUUGCGUGUAUAUGCUCACUGUGCGAAGAAAAAGCCUGGGAUUUCUAUCAUUUUUCUUAACUUGUCGAAAGAUAGCUCGUUCAACGUCACCCUUCCAAAUUACGAGCACCAGAGUCGUAAUUCGAGAUCCACGGAUGUUGCGAAGCCUGAAUUUAGAGGUUCCAAGGAUAGAGAGGAGUAUCAUUUGGCUGCGCUAGCUGGAAAUAUACAAGGUCAAAUCGUGUUGCUAAAUGACGUUCCAAUGGUCCCAACAGAAACAUUCGACAUUCCGACGAUGGAACCAAAGCUUGUCAAUGCUUCCACGCCCAUCUCUAUUGCAGCUCAUUCCAUAGUCUAUGUAACCAUCAGAGACUUUCAAGCCCCUGCCCGUGCUUAA
This is a messenger RNA of Gossypium arboreum, 765 nucleotides long. Its product is annotated as heparanase-like protein 1. Gene Ontology annotation, molecular function: beta-glucuronidase activity. The record is from RefSeq and is a predicted model, not a curated record. Lineage: Eukaryota; Viridiplantae; Streptophyta; Magnoliopsida; Malvales; Malvaceae. Bases 1 to 765 code for a protein of 254 amino acids. Gene Ontology annotation, cellular component: plant-type cell wall; membrane. The transcript is spliced from 4 exons.